AUGGCCAUCGAUGAGGAAAGCGACGACGCCGCCGCCUCCGACAGUGGGGAGUCGGUGGGCUCCAAGGCGGAAGGCAAGGAGGAGGUGCCCCUGGAGCUUGACUCCCGCUCGCAAGGGCUCGGUGAGUCGAGUGAUUCAGAGGAGCCAAACCUCUGCGCCCGAUGCUGGACGAGACCGCCGACGAAAGUUCUUUAUAACUCUCCCACCUGUGAAGAGUGCUACCAGGUGGCAAAGGAGAUGAAGGAGGGAUCCCGCGGAACGAAGCGGCGAUUCCAGCCACCGACACCUCUCGAGCCGGGCAAGAAACUGACGCGAGUCUGCGACUCGUGUCGACAGAAGCGGAAGAGGUGUCAGCACCGUCGCGUCGUAGACGCUGACGACCCUGCUGUGGCUGACCGCCGACGCAAGCGGGUCCGGGUAGAGGCACCCAUCCCAGAGGACGCAGAGUCGGAGGACCCGUCCUCAAGUUCGGAGGCCAACAAGCCGGCCACCGUCUCCAAGACCUCCACUAAGGAGGCUGCGGCCGAGCACUGCGGCUCUGCGGAGCAGAGCAUGCAGUGGGCAAUCCGACAGUCAGUCGAGACUGUCUAUCGCAGGGAGAUGGAGCGGUUGGUGGAGGUUGCUGAAGCCAAGAUGGCAGAGGCGACUGCGGCCUACGACGCCGUCACACGGCAUAUGAACGGAUGGCUCUACGAGCUAUCGAAGGGCAAGCUGAGCGGUUCAUAA
This is a messenger RNA of Coccidioides posadasii C735 delta SOWgp, 726 nucleotides long. RefSeq lists its product as uncharacterized. NCBI's taxonomy places the organism in Eukaryota, Fungi, Ascomycota, Eurotiomycetes, Onygenales, Onygenaceae. The record is from RefSeq and is a predicted model, not a curated record.